This is a messenger RNA of Colletotrichum spaethianum, 1665 nucleotides long. Its product is annotated as efflux pump ustT. The coding region runs from base 1 to 1665 and encodes 554 amino acids. Gene Ontology annotation, cellular component: membrane. Lineage: Eukaryota; Fungi; Ascomycota; Sordariomycetes; Glomerellales; Glomerellaceae. The record is from RefSeq and is a predicted model, not a curated record. The transcript has 2 exons. Gene Ontology annotation, molecular function: transmembrane transporter activity. Gene Ontology annotation, biological process: transmembrane transport.
AUGCGUCCACACAUUGACCCGGCUUCCGACGACGACACCAUCGUCGGCCACGCCACGCCGUCUAGGGCUUCGACAGACGUGUACGAUGCCACGGAAUCGACCCCGCUCAUUGCAGGAGGUUCAUCCUCCGCACGCCAGUCCGAGCGGCCCGGCGCCGGCCGCAGCAGGACCGACUCCCUCCUCAACGCCGCCGCCGCUAUGCACGUGCCCAAGGUCCACAACGCCGAUGCCAUCGCCGCCAUCUUCUGCGCCAUCAUUGUUGUCGGCGCCGGCUCGGGCGGCCUCGGGACCAUCCCCAUUACCCGCCUGGUCGAGGACAUUGUGUGCAGGGAGUACUACGGCGUGCUGCAUUCCGGAAAGGGCGACGUGCCCAUCGACGAGGGCCAGUGCAAGGAGGACGUGAUCCAGAGCAAGGUCGCCAUGAUCUUCGCCGUCUACACCGCGCUGCAGGCCAUCAUUGGCACCGCGUCCGCUUUCCCCUGGGGUAUCGUCGCCGACCGGCUGGGGAGGAAGAAGGUCUUCUCGUUGGCGGUGCUGGGAUUGAUGUUGGAUCAGCUGUGGUUCCUCUUGGUGUGUGCGUUUCCCAAGACGAUCCCCCUCGAGGCGCUGUGGUUCGGUCCGUUCUUGCAGAUCAUCGGCGGAGGCAACGCCGCGCUGUCUGCUGUCGUCUUUUCCAUGCUCUCGGAUGUGACGACCUCGGAAAACAGAGCCAAAAAGUUCAUGGCCGUUCAUCUGUCGUCCAUGAUCGGGAACCUCUGCGCCCCCGCCAUCGCCGGGUGGAUGAUGGAGAGGACCGGGCCGUGGCCGGUCAUGUGGGUCGCCCUGUCCGGCUUCGCCACUCUGUUCUUCACCAUCCACUUGAUCCCCGAGACAAAGCCGGCCGCCCAGGUCUUGCCGGACCCCAUCGCGGACGAGCGCGAGGCCAGCUCGUUCGUCGUCGGUAACAUCCAGCACAUGUUCCACCGCCUCAAAGAGUCGUUGAGUCUCCUCAAGUCGCCGUCCCUCAUCCUCCUACUUGUGGCGACGCUCAGCUCGUACCCCGUCAUACUGUCGACUUACCAGUUUAUGACCAUCUUCGCCUCGAAGCGCUACCACGUCUCGCUGUCGCAGACGGGAUACCUCUCGUCGCUCUAUGGCUUGGGCGUGUUCCUCGCCAUCGUCGCCAUCCUCCCGGGCAUCUCCAAACUGCUCGCCUCGCGCAGGGCGCCGAAACCCCUCCAAUUCAUCGACGACAACGCGCGCGACCUCUUUCUCGCCCGGGCGUCGUCCGCCGCGCUCCUACUCGGCGCGGUCUGUAUGGCCGCCUCGCCGAGCAUCGGCGCCUUCAUUGGCGGCCUCGCGAUUCUGUCUCUCGGUUCGGGUUGGGGCAGCUACGUGCGUAGUCUUGCCGCGAUAUACGUCGACGCCGCGCAUCGGACACGGCUGUACUCCAUCAUCUCGCUCGUCGAGACGGUGGGCAUGACGUACGCGCAGCCCAUGCUCGCCGGGCUCUUUACCCUGGGAAUGAGGCUCGGGGGCUUCUGGAUCGGCCUGCCGUACCUGGGUGUCGCUGGUUUCUGCCUCGCUGCUCUGGGUUUGCUUCUCUUAGUGAGACUGCCGCCGGCGGAAAAGGGCAAGCAUGCGUCUGGGGAUGAGGCUGGGACCCCCACCACCCAAGCUCAGUAA